AUGUCGGGACAACCGCCAGCCCAUUACGAUGAAGGCUACGGCCAACAUCAGCAGGGCAACACGGAUUCCUACUAUCAAGAUGACCACGGACAAGCUUAUUAUGAUGAACACGGUGCCUAUGCAGACCAAGGACACCCCCACCAAGGUGGUGAUGGAUACUAUGAUGAAUCCGGAUACUACAAUGCAGAUGCCAGUAACCCUUACCAACACGAGGGUGGGUAUUACGAAGGCCAGGAGGGUGGUGCCGCCCACGGUGGUCAUUAUCAAGACGAGUACUACAAUGACGGCCAAUAUGACGAGCAUGGAGCGCCUGCUGCAGGCCAGCAACAACAAGCCAAGCGCCGAGGCGAUUCGGAAGAAGACUCCGAGACGUUCAGCGAUUUCACCAUGCGAUCUGACAUGGCUCGGGCCACGGACAUGGAUUACUACGGACGUGGCGAUGAGCGGUACAACAGCUACAACGAGAGCCAGGCAGGUGGACGUGGAUACAGACCUCCAUCUUCUCAAGUCUCAUAUGGAGGGAACCGAUCAUCUGGAGCCUCUACUCCAAACUAUGGAAUGGACUACAACAACGUGCUCCCAGCCGGUCAACGCUCUCGAGAGCCCUACCCAGCCUGGACCUCGGAUGCCCAGAUCCCUUUGUCGAAAGAGGAAGUUGAGGACAUCUUUUUGGAUCUUACAGCAAAGUUUGGUUUCCAGCGUGAUAGCAUGCGUAACAUGUAUGAUCAUUUGAUGACACUGCUCGACUCCCGUGCCUCCCGCAUGACACCCAAUCAAGCACUCCUUUCCCUCCAUGCCGAUUACAUUGGAGGUGACAAUGCGAACUACCGAAAAUGGUAUUUCGCUGCCCAUCUUGACCUCGAUGAUGCGGUAGGAUUUGCCAACAUGAAACUCGGCAAGGGUAGUCGUCGAACUCGUAAAGCUCGACGAGCUGCCAAGAAGAAGGCAGACGUAGAUCCAAAGGAUGAAGCACAAACUCUUGAGCAGCUAGAAGGCGACAACAGUCUUGAAGCGGCUGAAUACCGAUGGAAAACUCGGAUGAACCGGAUGUCACAGCACGACCGGACCCGCCAGAUUGCCCUUUACCUCCUCUGUUGGGGUGAAGCCAACCAGGUCCGCUUCAUGCCCGAGUGUCUCUGCUUCAUUUUCAAGUGUGCAGAUGAUUACCUCAACUCCCCAGCCUGCCAGAACUUGGUCGAGCCUGUGGACGAGUCCACAUACUUGAACGAUGUCAUCACUCCUCUGUACCAAUACUGCCGAGACCAAGGUUACGAGAUUGAUGAAGGCAAGUACGUUCGCCGCGAGAGAGAUCAUAAUAAGAUCAUCGGCUACGACGAUUGUAAUCAGCUCUUCUGGUACCCCGAGGGCAUCGAACUCAUCGUCAUGGAAGACAAGUCUCGCAUAGUUGAUCUUCCACCAGCGGAACGUUACAUGAAGCUGAAGGAGGUUAACUGGAACAAGGUGUUCUUCAAGACCUACCGCGAAACUCGAUCCUGGGGCCACAUGUUGAUUAACUUUAACCGCAUCUGGGUCAUCCAUAUCACUUUCUUCUGGUUCUUCACCGCCAAGAACUCGCCCACUCUUUUGGUCAAACACUACGAACAAGAGAGAAAUAAUUCUGCUCCUGGUUCUGCUCAAUGGUCCGUCGUUGCCUUAGGUGGCGGCGUCGCAACUCUAAUCAUGAUCAUGGCCACAAUCGCCGAAUGGAUGUAUGUACCUCGCAACUGGGCUGGUGCUCAACAUCUCACGAAGAGACUGUUUUUCCUCCUCGGUGUCAUGGCUCUCAACGUCGCUCCUAGUGUCUACAUCUUCAUCGUCCCAGACACGCAAAAGACGAAGUUGGCCUUGACCCUGGGUAUUGUGCAGUUCAUCAUUGCCGUGAUUACGUUUUUCUUCUUCGCUGUCAUGCCGAUUGGUGGCUUGUUCGGAAGUUACCUGACGAAGAACUCGAGACAAUAUGUCGCUAGUCAAACCUUCACAGCCAGUUUUCCCCGCCUCAAAGGUAACGAUAUGUGGAUGUCGUAUGGUCUUUGGGUUUGCGUUUUCGCUGCCAAGCUGGGAGAAUCGUAUGUCUUCUUGACGUUGUCUUUCCGUGAUCCGAUUCGAUAUCUGUCGACGAUGAAGAUUUCGACCUGCCAAGGAGACAAGAUUCUCUUGAAAUACCUUUGCCCGUAUCAGCCGAAGAUUUUGUUAGGUUUGAUGUUCAUCACGGAUCUGUGUCUGUUCUUCCUCGACACCUUCUUGUGGUACAUUAUCCUGAACACUGUCUAUUCCGUCGCUCGAUCCUUCUACCUUGGUGUUUCUAUCUGGACACCGUGGAGAAACAUCUUCUCUCGUCUGCCAAAGCGUAUCUACUCCAAGGUCCUUGCCACCACCGACAUGGAGAUCAAGUACAAGCCAAAGGUGCUUAUCUCCCAGAUAUGGAACGCCAUUGUCAUCUCCAUGUACCGUGAGCAUUUACUUGCCAUUGAUCACGUUCAGAAGCUUCUUUACCACCAGGUUCCUUCUGAGCAGGAGGGAAAGCGAACUUUGAGAGCGCCAACGUUCUUUGUAUCUCAGGAAGAUCACUCCUUCAAGACAGAAUUCUUCCCAAGUCAAAGUGAGGCAGAGCGUCGCAUAUCGUUCUUCGCCCAGUCCCUUUCAACGCCAAUUCCAGAGCCCCUUCCUGUUGACAACAUGCCCACCUUUACUGUCAUGAUUCCUCACUACAGCGAAAAGAUUCUUCUUUCACUUCGUGAGAUCAUCCGUGAAGACGAGCCGUACUCACGUGUCACUCUUCUUGAGUACCUGAAACAGCUUCAUCCCCACGAAUGGGAUUGCUUUGUGAAAGACACCAAAAUUCUUGCCGACGAAACUUCCCAAUUCAACGGGGAUUACGAGAAGGGCGAGAAGGAUACUGCCAAGAGCAAGAUUGAUGACCUUCCCUUUUACUGCAUCGGUUUUAAGUCUGCCGCUCCCGAGUACACUCUCCGUACCCGUAUCUGGGCAUCUCUCCGCUCCCAAACUCUCUACCGCACGAUCUCUGGUUUCAUGAAUUACAGCCGAGCUAUCAAGCUUCUGUACCGUGUAGAGAACCCCGAGGUCGUCCAAAUGUUUGGUGGCAACUCUGACAAGCUCGAACGUGAGCUCGAACGUAUGGCACGUCGAAAGUUCAAACUUGUCGUUUCCAUGCAACGUUAUGCCAAGUUCAAGAAAGAGGAGAUGGAGAACACCGAAUUCUUGCUCCGUGCUUACCCCGAUCUUCAAAUUGCUUACCUGGAUGAAGAAGCCCCACUGGUCGAAGGAGAAGAGCCACGUCUGUAUUCAGCUCUGAUUGACGGUCAUUCCGAGAUCAUGGAGAACGGCAUGCGUCGACCAAAAUUCCGUGUCCAGCUGUCUGGUAACCCAAUUCUUGGUGACGGAAAGUCCGACAACCAGAACCAUGCAAUCAUCUUUUACCGCGGAGAAUACAUCCAACUCAUCGAUGCCAACCAAGACAACUACCUCGAAGAAUGUCUCAAGAUUCGAUCCGUUCUAGCCGAGUUUGAGGAAAUGACUACCGACAAUGUUUCGCCUUACACUCCUGGUGUUGACAACCCAAAGACCAACCCCGUAGCUAUUCUUGGAGCUCGUGAAUACAUUUUCUCUGAGAACAUUGGUAUCCUUGGUGAUGUCGCCGCUGGAAAGGAACAAACAUUCGGUACUCUCUUCGCUCGUACACUCGCGUCAAUCGGUGGCAAGCUGCAUUAUGGUCAUCCUGAUUUCCUCAAUGGUAUUUUCAUGACUACCCGUGGUGGUGUUUCCAAAGCUCAGAAGGGUCUCCAUUUGAACGAGGAUAUUUACGCUGGUAUGACUGCUCUUCUCCGUGGUGGUCGUAUAAAGCAUUGCGAAUACUACCAAUGUGGUAAGGGUCGUGAUCUUGGCUUUGGGUCCAUCUUGAACUUCACAACUAAGAUUGGAACUGGUAUGGGUGAACAAAUGCUCUCUCGCGAGUACUACUACCUUGGUACUCAGCUUCCUCUGGAUCGUUUCCUGUCUUUCUACUACGCACAUCCCGGUUUCCAUCUGAACAACAUGUUCAUCAUGUUUUCGGUGCAGAUGUUCAUGAUAUGCUUGAUCAACCUUGGAGCCCUCCGCAACCAGACGAUUCUCUGUAAAUACAACGUCAAUGUACCCAUCACGGAUCCCCUGUUCCCUACUGGUUGCGCCAAUCUCACUCCUAUUCUCAAUUGGGUUUAUCGUUGCAUUAUCUCCAUUUUCAUCGUCUUCUUUAUUUCUUUCUUGCCCCUCGUGGUACAAGAAUUGACGGAGCGUGGAUUCUGGCGUGCAGCUACCCGUCUUGGCAAGCAGUUCUGCUCUCUCUCGCCAUUCUUUGAGGUGUUUGUGUGUCAAAUUUACGCCAACGCUGUUCAAAUGGAUUUGUCCUUCGGAGGUGCCAGAUAUAUCGGCACAGGUCGUGGUUUUGCUACUGCUCGUAUCCCAUUCGGUAUUCUCUACUCACGAUUUGCCGGUCCUGCCAUUUACAUGGGUGCCCGUGCCGUGAUGAUGCUUCUGUUUGCUACCAUUACUGUUUGGCAGCCAGCCUUGAUUUACUUCUGGGUCACCAUGUGCGCUAUGUGCACAUCCCCUUUCCUCUACAAUCCCCACCAGUUUGCAUGGAACGAUUUCUUCAUCGAUUACCGCGACUUCUUGAGAUGGUUGUCCCGAGGAAACUCACGAUCCCACGCCUCAUCUUGGAUUGCUUUCUGCCGUCUCUCUCGUACUAGGAUCACAGGUUAUAAGCGUAAAAUCUUGGGUGACCCGUCCUCCAAGAUGUCUGGUGACGUGCCGCGAGCAUCGUUUAUCAACUUGUUCUUCGGCGAGAUCAUCGCACCGUUACUGAUGGUUGCGGUGACAUUGAUUCCAUAUCUGUUCAUAAACUCCCAGGUCGGUGUCACCCAAGAACUCAACCCCGACGCAACUAUUGAACCAACGAACGCUUUGGUUCGCGUCGGUAUUGUGGCCCUGGCUCCGGUCGCUAUCAAUGCAGGUGUAUUAGGGGCAAUGUUUGGUAUGGCUUGUUGCAUGGGUCCAGUUCUCAGCAUGUGCUGCAAAAAAUUUGGAUCGGUUCUUGCUGCUAUUGCUCACUGUAUCGCUGUCAUUAUGACCCUAGUUUUUUUCGAAGUGAUGUUUUUCUUGGAAGGCUUUGUCUUCUCGAAGACUUUACUAGGAAUGAUUUGCGCUAUCGCCAUUCAGAGAUUCGUCUACAAGCUCAUCAUUUCGCUUGCCUUGACCAGAGAAAUGAAGACCGACACCUCGAAUAUCGCCUUUUGGACUGGUAAAUGGUACUCCAUGGGAUGGCACUCUGUGUCCCAACCGGCACGAGAAUUCCUUUGCAAGAUCACAGAACUCGGAAUGUUCGCUGGUGACUUCGUACUUGGCCAUGUCAUCCUUUUCGCAAUGUUGCCAAUCAUCUUGAUUCCUCAAAUCGACAAGGCUCACUCUGUGAUGCUCUUUUGGCUCCGUCCCAGCCGGCAAAUCCGCCCACCCAUUUACUCAAUGAAGCAAUCAAAGCUACGAAAGAGACGUGUCUGGAGAUACGCCAUCCUGUACUUCGUUAUUUUCAUCGUCUUCCUUGCAUUGGUUGUGGGCCCCAUUGUUGCUGGCAAGAGUUUGCUCACGGAUAGCUUGACCAGCAACAUUCCCAUGAAUCUCUACCAGCCAUCCCUCAAGCACAACGAUACACGCAACCGAACCGAGACGGGGACUGGAGCCAAGAGCGGUGCCGGCACCUCCGCCACGAAGACAGCAGGCACAGGCUUUGGCUCAACUGCCAGAGUUAAGCUGUAUUGA
Molecule: messenger RNA, 5811 nt
Organism: Lachnellula hyalina
Lineage: Eukaryota; Fungi; Ascomycota; Leotiomycetes; Helotiales; Lachnaceae
Gene: fksA
Product: 1,3-beta-glucan synthase component
Exons: 3
Coding region: 1-5811 (1936 amino acids)
Biological process (GO): fungal-type cell wall polysaccharide biosynthetic process; (1->3)-beta-D-glucan biosynthetic process
Cellular component (GO): plasma membrane; 1,3-beta-D-glucan synthase complex
Molecular function (GO): 1,3-beta-D-glucan synthase activity
Source: RefSeq, a predicted model, not a curated record